Schistocerca piceifrons (Central American locust) is the source of this 786-nucleotide messenger RNA. Its product is annotated as glycine N-methyltransferase-like. Gene Ontology annotation, cellular component: cytosol. The coding region runs from base 1 to 786 and encodes 261 amino acids. Gene Ontology annotation, molecular function: identical protein binding; S-adenosyl-L-methionine binding; glycine binding. The transcript has 6 exons. The record is from RefSeq and is a predicted model, not a curated record. Lineage: Eukaryota; Metazoa; Arthropoda; Insecta; Orthoptera; Acrididae. Gene Ontology annotation, biological process: regulation of gluconeogenesis; one-carbon metabolic process; S-adenosylmethionine metabolic process.
AUGGACAACGUAUUCCACAUGCGGUCGGCAGGUGCCGCUGCCGAAGGAGUCCAAGACCAGUAUGCCGACGGCAGAGCAGCACGCGUCUGGGAGGCAUUCAUUGGAGACAAGAACUCCCGCACGCAGAAUUACCGCAACUUCCUGGUCGGGCUCUUGAGGAAGAAUGGCUGCCAAAGAAUUCUGGAUGUUGCCUUAAUCGAGGAAGCGAAUUGGCUGACCCUCGCCGAUGAUGUAGCUGACCUUGUCGGAGAUGGCUUCAAUGCAGUGAUCUGCCUCGGAAAUUCAUUUGCACAUCUGCCUGAUGUCACAGGAGACCAGAGAGACCAAAAGAAGGCUCUGGAAAAUUUCAAGAAAUGUGUAAAACGUGGAGGAUUGCUUCUCAUUGAUCAUCGGAACUAUGAUGACGUUCUGGAGACUGGGAAAACUCCGAAGCACUGUCUGUACUACAAUAGUAAGAGGACAACAGAAAUUGUAACUUCCGUGCUGUACGUGGAAGCGAAGCCAACUGUUGUUACUCUGGACUACCUGCUCGACAUGUCUGACGAAAAAGAGAAGAAUGUGUUCCGUUUCUCGUACUACCCACACAGAUUGGAGGUAUUUAAGAGGAUGCUGCAAGAUGUCUUUGGCACAAAGUCUGAACACACACUGUAUGGUGACUUCAAACAGCUUCACGAGAUUGACAACCCUGCGUUUUAUAUUCAUGUCCUGCAAAAAAUUGAGAUAAAGGAGGAAAAUAGGGAAACAAUGGACAACAGAAGAUGUAAGUUGGUGUUAAUAUUUAGCUGA